ACAAACAAGUAGAAAGCAAACUUAUUUUCAGCAGAGCAGUUGAUUAAUUGCUCUCUCCUUUAAUAAUUGAAACCCUAAGGGUGAACUAGAUAAAUAAACACAGCAGCAAAUGGAGAAUCCUGACGGAGCUAAUGCGACAAAGGAUCAAACAACUGAUGCUGCUGCUGCUGUGGUUGAUAAGUACAAUGUCGAAGCCGCCGAUGUUCUAGCCAAUAGUGCCCAGCAUUUGCCAAUUACCCAGGCAGCACCUAUAUAUGAGCAACUUCUCUCCUUGUUUCCUACAGCUGCAAAAUUUUGGAAGCAGUAUGUAGAGGCAUAUAUGGCUGUAAACAAUGAUGAUGCUACAAGGCAGAUAUUUAGCCGGUGUUUAUUGAACUGUCUCCAAGUUCCUCUUUGGCGCUGCUAUAUUCGAUUCAUUAGAAAAGUCAAUGACAGAAAGGGUGUAGAGGGCCAAGAAGAAACGAGAAAAGCUUUUGAUUUUAUGCUCGGUUAUGUAGGAGCAGACAUAGCAGCUGGGCCUGUAUGGAUGGAGUACAUAACCUUUCUAAAGUCACUACCGGCUCUAAAUGCACAGGAAGAGUCCCAACGGAUGACUGCUGUACGGAAAGUAUACCAAAAAGCUAUUGUUACUCCUACCCAUCAUGUUGAGCAACUCUGGAAGGAUUAUGAAAAUUUUGAAAACUCAGUUAGCCGACAAUUGGCCAAAGGAUUGAUAUCUGAAUAUCAACCAAAAUAUAACAGUGCAAGGGCUGUCUAUAGGGAGCGAAAGAAAUAUGUUGAUGACAUUGAUUGGAAUUUGCUUGCUGUUCCACCAACUGGCUCUUAUAAGGAAGAACUGCAAUGGAUGGCUUGGAAAAGAUUUUUAGCUUUUGAAAAAGGAAACCCCCAAAGAAUAGACAGUGUAUCCUCCAAUAAGAGAAUUAUAUUCACCUAUGAACAGUGCCUGAUGUAUUUGUACCAUUAUCCUGACAUAUGGUAUGACUAUGCUACUUGGCACGCAAAAGGUGGCUCUAUUGAUGCUGCAAUCAAAGUAUUUCAGCGGGCUUUAAAGGCUCUUCCAGAUUCAGAAAUGCUGAAGUAUGCUUAUGCUGAAUUGGAGGAAUCCCGUGGAGCAAUCCAGCCUGCAAAAAAAAUAUAUGAAACUCUUUUGGGUGAUGGCGUUAAUGCAACAGCACUAGCACAUAUACAAUUUAUUCGCUUUCUAAGAAGGAAUGAAGGGGUAGAAGCAGCUCGCAAGUACUUCCUAGAUGCUCGCAAAUCCCCAAACUGUACAUAUCAUGUGUAUGUUGCAUAUGCUUUAAUGGCGUUUUGCCUCGACAAGGAUCCAAAGAUGGCACACAAUGUUUUUGAAGCAGGACUAAAACGAUUUAUGCAUGAGCCUGUAUAUAUUCUAGAGUAUGCAGAUUUCUUGUCUCGUUUGAAUGAUGACAAAAACAUCCGGGCUUUAUUUGAGAGGGCGUUAAGCUCGCUGCCACCAGAGGAAUCUGUUGAAGUCUGGAAACGAUUUACCCAGUUUGAGCAAACAUAUGGAGAUCUAGCUAGCAUGUUGAAGGUUGAGCAACGAAGAAAAGAAGCUCUUUCAAGAACAGGUGAAGAUGGUGCAUCAGCCUUAGAGGGUUCUUUACAAGAUGUUGCCUCACGGUACAGUUUCAUGGAUCUUUGGCCAUGCUCGUCGAAGGACUUGGAUCACUUAGCCCGACAAGAGUGGCUUGCUAAAAAUAUUAGUAAGAAAAUGGAGAAAUCUACUAUUUCUAAUGGACUGGGAAUCUUAGACAGGGUUAGUACAGGUCUGAAAAGCAAUUCAGCUGUAUCAGCAAAAGUUAUUUAUCCAGAUACUUCUUCUAUGGCGAUUUAUGAGCCAAGGCAAAAGCAUGAGGUUGGAAUUUCUUUAAGCACAACAGCAACUGGAUUUGGGAGUGCUUCCAACCCGUCAUCCAAUACCAUUGUUGGGUUGGUGGGUUCUGGAGCAAAUGCAUUUGAUGAAAUUUUGAAAGCAACACCACCCGCUUUAAUAUCAUUUUUAUCAACCUUGCCUACAGUUGAAGGUCCAACACCAAAUGUAGAUAUUGUACUAUCAAUAUGUUUGCAGAGUGAACUGACGAAUGGGCAGAUGGGUAAGUUAGGGACAUCCCCUGCUGUACCAGCCCCUCCAGCUCCAGCUACAAGUGACCUUUCUGGUUCAAGCAAGUCUCGUCCGGUUCUCAAACCUUCAAGGGAUAGACAAUCUGGAAAACGGAAGGAUAUAGAGAGGCAAGAGGAAGAUGAAACUGCAACUGUACAAAGCCAGCCAUUGCCUAGAGAUAUUUUUAGAAUAAGACACAGUCAAAAAGCACGCGUGGGCACUGCUUCACAAACAGGAUCAGCAUCAUAUGGAAGUGCACUUUCUGGAGAUCUAUCUGGUAGCACUAGCUAAUCUCUUGCUUCAUUCGUUUGUAAAUGGCUUAUGUAAUAUUACUAGUAUUAUCAUUAUUGUUAUUCUUUUUUUCCCAUUGGGGUGAUGUACACUUUCAACUUGAUGCAAGUGUAUUUUUCUAUCUUAAUAGUGCAUAACGUAUCUAAUUUCCAUCA
Messenger RNA from Ricinus communis (castor bean), 2568 nucleotides. Its product is annotated as cleavage stimulation factor subunit 77. Gene Ontology annotation, cellular component: nucleus. The coding region runs from base 110 to 2413 and encodes 767 amino acids. The transcript has 23 exons. Gene Ontology annotation, biological process: mRNA 3'-end processing. Lineage: Eukaryota; Viridiplantae; Streptophyta; Magnoliopsida; Malpighiales; Euphorbiaceae. The record is from RefSeq and is a predicted model, not a curated record. Gene Ontology annotation, molecular function: mRNA binding; protein binding.